AUUUCUGAAUCAUCGCGCGCUCCUGCAUCACGUGCGCCCGCUGUACCUCGCUGGAAAGUUACGUGAACGUUACCCGCAUGUUUAUUUCACCUUCGCCAUUCACUCAGUCUCGAUUCGCGAUCCACCGUGUGAUCCGCGUCAAUCGACGGCGGUACGUAAACUUUCGCUUCGUUCUAACGACGGAACUCCUGAAUUUUCCGCUACAUCGGUGCAAUACAUCGGUGAAAUCUCAAGGAGAGAAACACAUCGCUGAUCCGAGGAAUUUAUCCUCUUAGUUUUCUUUCAAGUCGAGUUUUCUUAUUAAGUGUUUCGCGCAAGAUCAACAAUCCCGCGUUGGACGUAGAAGAAGACGAGCGACUUUUGAAGAAUGCUAUCGGUUCCGCGUGUCUCAUUCGAGAGUCUCGAACGAGACUGAUAAGACUAUUAUUGGUGCCAAUGCGAUUACUGAAGAAUCAAAGAAGUGUAAACGAUAAUCGACCGCGCGCUCGCCAAUAAAUCGCGAAUUAUAUUCGCGUGACUGUUAAAUCCGUUGCAGAUGCAAUAAACCGGAUUCGAUUUGUGAAAGCACCUAUUGACACCAAAAUGAACGUGCUGAGUCGUCAAACUCCAGGAUACGAGAUAUGUACCAGUUAUACAAGAUAUAUCGAAUAUAUAUAUAACAGCAACAGGGUAUUGUGAAAUUUUAAAGACUGAAUAACGUACGAUGAAAAAAAGGUCUUUUCUAAAAAAAUAGUUAAUUUAAUCGGCGAUUUCGAUCGCCUUUUUCCUUUUUUCCGCUCUUCCAACAAUUUACCUUCCCGUCCUAAACUAAUUAAAAGACUGUUGGCGUCACGAGCUCCUAAAAGUCAGCCUAUCUACUCCGUGAACAUUGAGUUCGGGACAAAAGCUCGACGAGACGUAUCUUCUCCAAAUGGAGAUAGAAGAAAGAGACAGAGAGAACAGAUAGAAAGGGAGCGAGUGAGUAACAUAUCAAGCAAGUGGGGACUUCUGAUAAAGACAGGCCGACUGAGAGGAGAAGCAGAGAGACUGAGAAGGAAAAAUAUAAGAAAAAAAGAAGGAAAAAGAGAGAAAAAGAGAGAGAGAGAGAGAGAGAGAGAGAGAGAAAGAGAGAGAAAGAGAGAAAGAGAGAGAGAGAGAGACAUCGCUGGUGUUAGAUCUUUUAUCUGCCGGACGAGUAGGCCCAGGCUGAAACGCGGACCCUCUUCCACCAAAAGCGUGGCGAGUCUCCGUAUGGGUUGAUUCUUCAUUCGAGUGACGGGUGCAGUCGAUCCGCGUCUCUCUGGUCGUCGGGAGGACGACAUCCACGCACGACUUCGUUGAUUACGACAACUGCACGCACCAGUCGCCGCGGUUCCCUUCCCCGUCCGUCGCGGCCGCCUACACUCGCGUUCCUCCGCCUCGGACGAGCCCGCGAUCUCGUCUUCCUCUUUUUUUCUGGCACUUGGCAGUCGCUUGCGAUUCGACAAAACAAAGGAUCGUCGGACGAAUCUCGCUCGUUCCAGGGAGACCGAGACGGUGACGUCGCGCCAUCGGCGGCCGACCGACUGCGAGCUGGACCCGCGAACGAUCCACCUUGGGAUGGAUGACGAGAAGAUCAAGCUGUUCAAGGAAAAGGCGAUUUAUGGCUAUGGGACGAGCAUCCCCCCAAAUAAUAACGAAGAUGAGGAAAAUGAGAUGUCACCACGGAAGGUCAUCUUCUGUGUUCAUGGAAAAUUAUCAGGUUGUUGUACAGUAGUGAAAAGUUCUGGCGAUGAAAAUGCAACCGCGGAAUAUCAACAAAGUCCGACAAUGCCUCUGGAAGAUCAUUGUCACAGGGAAAGGAAUGAGGAGAUCGACAAGAAAGCUCGGAAAAAGUUGUGGAUUGCCAGUGCACUCUGCGUCAUUUUUAUGAUAGCAGAAAUCGUCGGCGGUGUAUUAUCGAACAGCUUAGCGAUAGCGACUGAUGCCGCGCAUUUGUUGACUGACUUCGCGUCUUUUAUGAUAUCUCUCUUUUCUAUCUGGGUCGCUAGCAGACCAGCUACUAGAAAAAUGCCGUUUGGUUGGUACCGAGCGGAAGUUAUCGGAGCAUUGACUUCAGUUUUAUUAAUAUGGGUAGUCACAGGCAUCUUAUUCUACCUCGCGGUAGAAAGAAUUGUCCACAAAGACUUUGAGUUGGACGCUAUGGUGAUGCUGAUCACGUCUGCAGUUGGUGUUGCGGUAAAUCUAGUAAUGGGCCUAUCAUUGCAUCAGCAUGGCCAUAGUCACGGUGGACACAGUCACAGUAACCACGACGAUAAUGCAGAAAAUGGGCUUGAUGAUGAUCUCAAAAAAGAAAAUUCGAAAAGGAAUAUUAAUGUACGCGCUGCCUUUAUCCAUGUUUUGGGUGAUUUUAUUCAGAGCAUAGGAGUAUUCAUCGCCGCUUUAGUCAUUUAUUUUAAGCCAAGUUGGAAUAUAGUGGAUCCAAUAUGUACAUUUCUCUUCUCCAUAUUAGUUAUCCUCACUACGGUGGCGAUUAUUAAAGAUGUAGUUAAUGUCCUAAUGGAAGGAAUUCCGAAGGGUUUCGAGUAUUCCCAAGUUGAAAACACCUUUAUGCAAAUAGAUGGAGUCGUGAAGGUUCACAAUCUUAGAAUUUGGGCACUCUCACUUGACAAGACCGCUCUAUCGGCGCAUCUAGCUAUAAAACCUGGAACGAGCCCUCAAAACAUUUUGCGUACUGCCACGCGGAAUAUCCACGACAAAUACAAAUUCUUCGAGAUGACAUUGCAGAUAGAAGAAUUCAACGAACGAAUGGAGAACUGCAAACAAUGCAAAGCGCUAUCGCAAUAG
Messenger RNA from Monomorium pharaonis (pharaoh ant), 2805 nucleotides. Its product is annotated as zinc transporter 2. Bases 1579 to 2805 code for a protein of 408 amino acids. Gene Ontology annotation, cellular component: plasma membrane. NCBI's taxonomy places the organism in Eukaryota, Metazoa, Arthropoda, Insecta, Hymenoptera, Formicidae. Gene Ontology annotation, biological process: zinc ion transmembrane transport; response to zinc ion. The record is from RefSeq and is a predicted model, not a curated record. Gene Ontology annotation, molecular function: zinc ion transmembrane transporter activity. The transcript is spliced from 8 exons.